AUGAAAAACAACAAAGAUGAUGAUACCCCCCCUAUCUGUUUCUCCCUAUCUCUGUUAUUCUUUUUUUGUGCUUUUCUCUGUUCCUCUCUUUUUCUUUCUCUCUGGCUGUUUUUCUGCUCCUUACUCUCUCUGUAUGUUUUUCUCUGUCUCCCUCUCUCUCUCUCUCUGUACAUUUUUUGUUUCUCCCUCUUUCUCUCUACGUUUUUCUGUUUCUCCCACUUUCCCUCUACUACUGUUUCUUCCUCUCUCACUCUACGUUUCUCUGUUCAACUCACUCUCUCUGUGUUUUUCUCUUCCUUUCUCUCUCUCUAUCUCUGCAUUUUUCUCUUCCUUUCUCUCUCUCUCUCUACAUUUUUCUCUUCCUUUCUCUCUCUCUCUCUGCAUUUUUCUCUUCCUUUCUCUCUCUCUCUCUGCAUGUUUCUCUUCCUUUCUCUCUCUCUCUGCAUGUUUCUCUUCCUUUCUCUCUCUCUCUCUGCAUGUUUCUCUUCCUUUCUCUCUCUCUCUCUCUGCAUGUUUCUCUUCCUUUCUCUCUUUCUUUACGUUUUUCUCUUCCUCUCUCUCUCUCUCCUUUCCCUCCUCUCUUUCUCUAAAAUUUUGUUUCCUCUCAAAACGUUUAAAAAAAAAAAAGAUCUACGUUUUUCUGUUCCUCUCUCUCUCUCUCUCCGAUUGUUUGUUUCUUCUCACUCUACGUUUGUCUGUUCCUCUCACUCUCUCUCAACGUUUGUCUGUUCUUCUCUCUCUGUCUCUCUCAACAUUUGUCUGUUCUUCUCUCUCUCUCAACGUUUCUCUGUUCCUCUCUCUCUCUCCCUCUCUGCAUUUCUCUGUUCCUCUCUCUCCCUCUCUCUGCGUUUCUCUGUUCCUCUCUCUGCCCAUUUUUCUUUCUCUCUUUGUUUUUCUCUUUGCUUUUCUCUCUUUCUCUAUUUGUUUUUCUCUCUCUCUGUUUAUUUCUCUCUCACUCUUUUUUUUUCUCUCACUCUUUGUUUUUUCUGUCUCUUUGUUUUUUCUGUCUGUUUUUUCUGUCUCUCUCUUUUUUCUUUCUGUCUCUUUCUCUAUCUUUUCUUUCUCUGUCUGUCUGUCUGUCUCUUUAUCUUUUACUUUCUCUAUCUUUUUCUCUCUCUCAAAGAUAGGUAA
Molecule: messenger RNA, 1131 nt
Organism: Acanthosepion pharaonis
Lineage: Eukaryota; Metazoa; Mollusca; Cephalopoda; Sepiida; Sepiidae
Source: the annotation of a GenBank genome assembly